Cebus imitator (Panamanian white-faced capuchin) is the source of this 874-nucleotide messenger RNA. It is a transcript of the gene BCL2A1, whose product is annotated as BCL2 related protein A1. Gene Ontology annotation, biological process: extrinsic apoptotic signaling pathway in absence of ligand; negative regulation of apoptotic process; release of cytochrome c from mitochondria. Gene Ontology annotation, cellular component: mitochondrial outer membrane. The record is from RefSeq and is a predicted model, not a curated record. Gene Ontology annotation, molecular function: protein heterodimerization activity; protein homodimerization activity; channel activity. Lineage: Eukaryota; Metazoa; Chordata; Mammalia; Primates; Cebidae.
AAACAGCCUACGCAUGAAAGUGACUAGGAGGAAGGAUACUAUAAGGUGAUGCAAACAGAAAUUCCACCAUCCUCCACGUGUCAUCAUGUGUCAUAACUCAGCCAAGCUCAGUGAGCAUUCUCGUCAAAUUGCCUCAACAGCUUCAAGGUGAGCCAGCUCAAGACUUUGCUCUCCACCAGGCAGAAGAUGACAGACAGUGAAUUUGGAUAUAUUCACAAUCUAACUCAGGACUAUCUGUGGUACGUCCUGCAGAUACCACAAUCUGGAACGGGUCCAAGCAAAACGUCCAGAGUGCUACAAAAGGUUGCAUUCUCAGUCCAAAAGCCAUGCUUGGACAAUGUUAAUAUUGUGUCCAUAGAUAAUGCCAGAACGAUAUUCAGUCAAGUGAUGGAAACGGAAUUUGAAGAUGGCAUUAUUAACUGGGGAAGAAUUGUAACCAUAUUUGCAUUUGAAGGUAUUCUCAUCAAGAAACUUCUACAAGAGCGAAUUGCCCCGGAUGUGGAUACUUAUAAGGAGAUUUCGUAUUUUGUUGCUGAGUACAUAAUGAAUAACACAGGAGAAUGGAUAAGACAAAACGGAGGCUGGGAAAAUGGCUUUGUAAAGAAGUUUGAACCUAAAUCUGGCUGGAUGACUUUUCUAGAAGUCACAGGAAAGAUCUGUGAAAUGCUAUCUCUCUUGAAGCAAUACUAUUGACCAGAAAGGACACUCCAUAUUGUGAAACCAGCUUCAUUUUCCUGACUGUUAUGAAAAUGAUUGUCAACACGUACUUCUACUUUUAAAGUAGAAGUUUAACAGCUUUGAUGAUAUAACUUGACCUCCCCAAGUUACAGAAAUUUUGUCCCUAUGUAUUGAAUAAAUUGUAUCUUUCUCUAUA